This is a messenger RNA of Tuber aestivum (summer truffle), 1418 nucleotides long. Lineage: Eukaryota; Fungi; Ascomycota; Pezizomycetes; Pezizales; Tuberaceae. The record is from the annotation of a GenBank genome assembly.
AUGCUGGACGAAACACUCGGGGACUUUUGCGCUGAUACCGAAGACGGUAAAGUGACAAUCCUUUCCCGUUUCUAUCCUACUAAUAGUGAUGAAUCAGAUAACGGCGGAAGCCCAAGCGGCAAAUCCAGUGGGGUGCCCACUGCAGAGCCGCAAUGUGAGCAUACAUCGAUUUGACUUUUGGACGGGUGCCCGCUGAUCGGCAGAUUAGAUGAGAGCAAGUUCGUGGCGGAAGUCACGGUGGCGCCGGAAGGGGACUUGGUGCUCGAGGUCCCUUCCAAGAAUGGACUUGCAAGACUCAAAGUCUCCUCGCAGGUGAUGUGUCUGGUGUCACCGGUAUUUCGCGCUAUGUUAGGUCCUUCGUCCAUGUUCAAGGAAGCUUGCGAGCUGCGCGCUUCAACAUCAGGCUAUACACUGCAGCUCGAAGGUGAUGAUCCGGAAGCAUUCGUGGCGAUAUUGCACGUUCUGCAUUGCCAGACGGACAAAGUCCCCUCCGCCGUUUCGUUCGAGGAUCUAUUCCACAUGGCGAUCGUUUGCGACAAGUACGAUUGCGCGCUGGCGGUGGCCGCCUGGGUUGACAUUUGGGCUGAGGGGUGGAGGGAUCUCGCUUUCGACGCAGCUUAUUCUGAGUGGAUGUUUAUUUCAUGGGCCUUUUUAUUACCCUCGAUAUUCGAACCCUUGAGCCGGAGGAUAGUUAUGGAAGGGCGAUAUGAUGAUGAGUUGGGUCAGCUCCUCUGGGGUGAGAGGAGCUUGGAUGAGAUUAUGGUCCCCGAUCCAGUCGUCUGUAGGACCCCUCUCCGCUCUGAGAUGCCGGGCUGUGAACUGAAUGAAUGAUAGCCGCGAUACUCCAAGUACGCUCUGACGCUAUAAAGGCUAUCCUUGAUGACACUGAAUCCUACCUAGAUCUCUACUCAAACCCAGAAAGAACAAUGUGCUUGUAUCAAAUUCCCGAAUGCGACGUCAUGAUUCUCGGCAGCUUCGUCCGGGAAUUCCGAAAACGCGGGAUACACAAGCGCGAAAAGUUUUUACUCAUGAGUUUGAACGAGGUAGUAGCAAGUAUUAAGGAGAUAAGUAUCUACUUUUAUUCCGAGACUUUCUUUCAUGGGGAUACCUGUAGCUUUUUGCCGGCGCUUUUUGCAAAGGUUGAUAAGAUUUGCGAGGGUAUUGAAGGCCUGAAGCUCGAGAGGUUUAGCAAAGGCGUUGUGUGGCGCAGGUAUAAAAGCGUAUUUGAGGGAAAAUUGGAGUCUUUGGAAUAUAAACCUGUGCAGCCUGGAGCGGUGCGGGGAAUGUCUACCGAAAAUAGGGAGCAUAUAUAGAUCUCGGUUUCACAGAUCGUCAUCCGGCCUUUGUGGAGGAGUUUUUUUAUUUUUAUUUUAGUUUUUUUAUGAAACGUUUAGCGGGCGUUUGGCGCACCAUGAUCC